AUGAAUUGUUCUAUUCAACAAGUCUUUUACCCAAUGGGGGGACCGACGGCCUGUUUCUUCUACAGCCAGCCAGUCAGUGAGCCAGUCGACGAUUAUAUGACUGGCGUCGAAAUCUGCUGUGAUCUUCUCGACAGACUGUGUCUAAUCUACGUGGGGCACUCAUACGAUGCUGAAAGAUUCGAUUCCGCAGCUUUUAUCACGGAAAUGGCAGCUCCUAUGCCAUGGCUACAGGUGGAUGAGAUGGAUGAGACGGGUGAUGAAGACGGCGAGGAGGAUGUAUACAUCAUCGAUGCCGAAGAUGAAAUGGAUAUCGUAUAUGAGACGGACGGGGCCAAUUUUUUCGAUAUGGGCUACUCAGAAGCAAUGGAUAUCGUCAAAGUGGGCGAUUUGGACGAGCUGGGCGAUGUGGAAAUGGUCAUAGACAGCUGA
Molecule: messenger RNA, 429 nt
Organism: Trichoderma gamsii
Lineage: Eukaryota; Fungi; Ascomycota; Sordariomycetes; Hypocreales; Hypocreaceae
Exons: 1
Coding region: 1-429 (142 amino acids)
Source: RefSeq, a predicted model, not a curated record